Paralichthys olivaceus (Japanese flounder) is the source of this 2512-nucleotide messenger RNA. RefSeq names its product guanine nucleotide-binding protein G(i) subunit alpha-2. Gene Ontology annotation, molecular function: G-protein beta/gamma-subunit complex binding; GTPase activity; GTP binding. Gene Ontology annotation, biological process: gamma-aminobutyric acid signaling pathway; adenylate cyclase-inhibiting G protein-coupled receptor signaling pathway; G protein-coupled adenosine receptor signaling pathway. The record is from RefSeq and is a predicted model, not a curated record. NCBI's taxonomy places the organism in Eukaryota, Metazoa, Chordata, Actinopteri, Pleuronectiformes, Paralichthyidae. Gene Ontology annotation, cellular component: heterotrimeric G-protein complex.
AUGGGCUGCACGGUGAGCGCCGAGGAUAAGGCAGCCGCGAAGAGGUCAAAGAUGAUUGACAAAAACCUGCGAGAAGACGGAGAGAAGGCGGCCAGAGAAGUGAAACUGCUUUUAUUAGGUGCAGGCGAGUCUGGGAAGAGCACCAUUGUAAAGCAGAUGAAGAUCAUCCAUGAAGAUGGCUACUCAGAAGACGAGUGCAAGCAGUACCGGGCGGUGGUUUACAGUAACACCAUCCAAUCCAUUAUGGCCAUUGUUAAAGCCAUGGCCAGUCUAAAGAUAGAGUACAGCAACCCUUCCAGAGCGGAUGAUGCCCAGCAGCUCUUUGCUCUGUCUGCGGCAGCUGAGGAGCAGGGCCUUCUUCCCGGCGACCUGGCCAAUGUGAUCAGGCGACUGUGGGGCGACAACGGUAUACAGAGCUGCUUUGCAAGGUCGCGAGAAUACCAACUCAACGACUCUGCAGCAUAUUACCUGAAUGACCUGGAGAGGAUAGCUAAAUCAGAUUAUAUCCCCUCCCAGCAGGAUGUGCUGAGAACUCGGGUCAAGACCACUGGCAUUGUGGAGACGCACUUCACUUUCAAGGAACUGCACUUCAAAAUGUUUGAUGUGGGAGGCCAGCGCUCAGAGAGAAAGAAAUGGAUCCACUGUUUUGAAGGAGUCACAGCCAUCAUCUUUUGCGUUGCUCUGAGUGCUUAUGACCUGGUGCUGGCUGAGGAUGAGGAGAUGAAUCGUAUGCACGAGAGCAUGAAGCUGUUUGACUCCAUCUGCAACAACAAGUGGUUCACUGAGACCUCCAUCAUCCUCUUCCUCAACAAGAAGGAUCUCUUCGAGGAGAAGAUCACUAGCAGCCCUCUCGCCAUCUGCUUCCCAGAGUACACAGGAGCCAACAAGUUUGACGAAGCCGCCAGUUACAUUCAGACCAGGUUCGAGGACCUGAACAAGAAGAAGGACACCAAGGAGAUCUACACCCACUUCACCUGUGCCACUGACACCAAGAACGUGCAGUUUGUCUUUGACGCCGUCACUGAUGUCAUUAUUAAGAACAACCUGAAAGACUGUGGUCUUUUCUAAAGGACGAUGCCUGACUGCAUGAGACUGCAACAGCCAUGAGAUAAUUACUGCUUUUCAUAAUGAAAACCCAAACAGACUUGAUUCCUAGAGGGGACACGUGAAAGAACUUCAACAAUCAUUGACCUGCAACCAUCACAUUGUGUAUUGUUUUAUAUUAUUUAUUGGCUCAUAAUACAUUUUAUAUAUAUAUAUAUAUAAAAUAACAGUCCAGGCACUCACCCCAAAUAUUUGAUUUAUAAUAAAUUAUAUGAGCUGAUUUGUUUAAGUGGAAAAUAAAACAUUUAUAAUAAUAGUAAUAACAACAUUAUCUAAUCUUGGCAAAUACAGUCAAAUUUAAGUAUUUUUCUUCCUGAGCCUUUAAGGGCCACUUUGAGAGCCACUAUUCUCAUUUUUUUAAUUCAGAUUUCUAUUUAGGUUGAAAGUUUUAAUUUUUAUUUUAGUUUUUUCUUUUGCUUUUGAAGUUCAGUAAGAGGAUAGAGUAAAAAAAACAUUUUAUAAAAAUCGCAUUAACUUACGUUAACUAACGUUGGCAUUAUAUGAACCUUUUGACUGCACAGAGCUUAUUUUUAGAAAAAAAAACUAACAAGCAUGGAGAAUGAAAAAUGGACAAAGGGAAAAUGUUUUUUUUGUACAAUGUUUACACAGAAUCAAUGUUCUCACAUACAGUAUACUCUAGUGCAUUGUUCUGCAUGACUGUCCAUAGAUUAGCCUGUACCCCCCACAAACUGAAUAACAUUCCUGAGUAACUUCUUUAAAGAAACAAAACAGAAAAGGUUAUGUGCCACUUUUAAGAUUUCUGCAAGAUUUUUAAAUGCUUCUGUCGGUUCAAACAUUGAUUGUUCUGUACUCUUUGUUUCAUUCCAAGUCUUUACCAUAUGUUUGUGCCUUGAUAUCUGUUUACACUUGUUCUUUAGAGACAUGCUAUCUUCAUAGUGACAAUUAGGGCUAUUUCUACUCCACUUCAAAUCACACAAGCCAUUAUUUAAAGGUACAGUGUGUAGAAUUGUGUGAUAUCUAGUGUUGAAAUUGCAUGUUGCAGCUGAAUACCCCUCAUCUCACCCUCCCCUUCCACACAUGAGAAAAAAGAACCUGUGGGUAGCGUUCAGUUCACAUAAAAACUCAAAAGGUGUUUAGUUUGUCCAGUCAGGAGUAAUGUAAAAAACAUGGCGGCCUCCAUAGUGAGGACCCCCUCGAUGUAAAUAUAAAGUAUUUAAACAUAAAGGGGCUUUUCUGAAAAUGAUGAAUUGUAGUUUUAAAGAAAACUACAAUUCAUACAAUCUAGAAGAAACACCUUAGUGAAAACAUCAUGAGGAUUAUUCUACAUUAAAUUUCUGCCAAUAGUUCCCUUUCACCUAAAUCUUACACACUGGACCUUUAAAACGUACCACAUCACAAAUGAUUGAUAGCUGUUCAUCAAUAUUGUUAAAUGUAAAUAAAGUUUGGU